GGCGUGUCCCGCUCCCCCUGAAUGACGGGCGGCAGGUUCGACUUCGACGAUGGCGGCACUUAUUGCGGAGGCUGGGAGGACGGCAAAGCCCACGGGCACGGCAUUUGCACCGGGCCGAAAGGGCAGGGCGAGUACGCGGGCUCGUGGGCGCACGGCUUCGAGGUGGUGGGCACCUACACCUGGCCCAGCGGCAACACCUACCACGGCUACUGGGCGCAGGGCAAGCGCCACGGGCUGGGCGUGGAGACGAAGGGCAAAUGGAUGUACCGCGGCGAGUGGUCGCACGGGUUCAAGGGCCGCUACGGCGUCCGCCAGAGCCUCACCACCCCGGCCCGCUACGAGGGCACCUGGAGCAACGGGCUGCAGGACGGCUACGGCGUGGAGACCUACGGGGACGGAGGUACAUACCAGGGACAAUGGACAGGAGGGAUGAGACAUGGCUACGGUAUGAGGCAGAGUGUUCCCUAUGGCAUGGCAACUGUAAUCCGUUCACCCCUACGGACAUCUCUAGCUUCACUUCGUAGUGAGCAGAGCAACGGCACUGUUCUGCAUGACAUUACUUCAGACAGUCCAGCUGGAACAAGAGGAGGAUUUGUGCUGAAUUUUCACAGUGAUCUUGAAGGUGUCAGUAGUAAGAAAAAAGGAGGAUUGUUCAGAAGAGGAUCCCUUCUCGGUAGUAUAAAACUUAGAAAAUCUGAAUCAAAAUCAUCAAUUUCUAGUAAACGUAGUAGCUCUGUCAGGAGUGAUGCUGCUAUGAGUAGGAUUAGUUCUAGUGAUGCCAAUUCUACCAUUAGUUUUGGAGAUGGGGAUUGUGAUUACUGUCCAGCAGAAGACCACGUUGAUGCCACGACAACAGAAACAUACAUGGGAGAAUGGAAGAAUGACAAGCGCAGUGGUUUUGGUAUUAGCGAGCGCUCAAAUGGUAUGAAAUAUGAAGGAGAGUGGCUAAACAAUAAGAGACAUGGCUAUGGAUGUACCAUGUUUCCAGAUGGCACAAAGGAAGAAGGAAAGUAUAAAAACAAUAUUUUGGUCCGUGGAAUAAGGAAGCAACUUAUACCGAUAAGAAACACAAAAACCAAGGAAAAAGUGGAGCGAGCACUUGAGGGUGCCCAACGUGCAGCUGCCAUGGCAAGAACUAAAGUGGAAAUUGCAACCUCAAGAACUGCACAUGCAAGAGCUAAAGCUGAUGCUGCAGAUCAAGCCGCCCAAUCUGCCCGUCAGGAGUGUGACAUUGCCAGAGCAGUUGCCAGAGAACUUUCCCCAACUUUCUACCAACCAGGUCCUGAUUAUAUCAAGCAACGAUUUCAAGAGGGUGCAGAAGUUAAGGAAAACACUGAGGAAAAGCUUCAAGAAGAACCACCUACACCAAAAGAGUCUCCUCAUUUUUAUCGAAAAGGCACUACACCACCUGGAACACCAGAAGAGAGCGUGAGGCACAGUCCACUCCCCCCUGACAAGCCGUCCCCUGCAAAAAAAGGCAAAAAGCAAAACUCCACCUCAGAGAUAAGACUUAUUCAAGAAAAAAAGAAUUUAACCAGUGAAAGUAUAACACCACCAAUCAGCAAGCCUCUUUAUUCAAAAGUACCUGUGAAGGAAGAGGUGAUUGUCAAGCAUCAACCAAAGCCGUCACCCCAUAACAACCCAAGCAGUGGUGAGAAUGGAGAGUUGCAUGAUCAUUACCAUGGCUAUUAUGUGAAAAUGAAUCCAUCAGUGUAUCCGCUUGAGAUUGAGGAAGACGAGGACCAUACCAACCCAUCAUCUUCAGCACUUGCACUAGUAGUAUCCGGCCAGAAGCCAACCCCAACCAGAUCUGGGCUUCUGUUAGAUGCCAAAGAAUCAUUAAAGAAAUCUGAAUCUGCUGCACCAAAGAAUCCUACUAAUAACUUCUAUUCAGUGGAAACAGAAUUCAGUGUGGGUCCUAAUUCAAUCAUGAUUGUUCUGGUAAUGCUGUUGAAUAUUGGUUUAGCCAUUCUUUUUGUCCAUUUUCUAACUUGAUUGGAAUUACAAAAGUGAAGUCAUGACAACUAGUGGCGUAAGCCCACAAUUCUCGGCAGUUGUGUCAUCAGCCUUUUAAAUGGCACGAGUCAUGUUCAGACACAGGGAAGGAGGCAUGGAAUUAGGAUGGGACACAAGAGAGAUGAAACUUGGAAAACUCAGCCCAGGGGCUUUUGGGUCCUCUGAAAGCUGAAGCGAGCAUCCAUGUUGGGGGAAAAAAAUACGUGCGCCUACACACACAAGCUUGCUGAAGCAACCCAAAGUGUGUUGGUUACUCCAUCUGUUCCAGCAGAGAGUGUGACUAAACUGGAAAUGUACGGAGCUGCACUUUUGUUGAUGGAAGCUAACAGCUGCCUUACUAUUUUGCCGUCUGAUGUUUUUGGUGGGGGAGAUGGGAAAACGACUGCCAGAGGAAUGUGGUCAGAGGAUUCUGUUGCUGUGGAAGCGAUUCCAGUAUUCACUCCUAUCUCAUUAGAAGAAAUAGUUAGCAGCAUCACUCACCAGUCUUAUUCCAUUACCUGCUGCUUUUAAAAUCUCCUUGCGAUUUUCUGGGAGAUUGUGUUUCAUUGCUUAUGCAUGGUUCUGUUCCUUUACUAUUUAUUUAAAACCUAUGUGUACAGCCAUAAUAUAAUAAUGUAGACCAGCCAGGAAAACUUCACACUACUCCUUCCACCCUGCAUCAGAAAAACAAAAUUAAAGCCUGUAGCAUAUGUGCAGUGUAGAUAUCUUUUCUUGGAAGGAUCAAUUUCUCCAUACCACUACUACUACUUUUUUAAACAAAGCCGGUAAUGUCAUUUUUCUCUUAAGGGUUAGGCUGUAUGCAAUGAUGUUUUAAACCAUCACUUAUAUCUUCCUUGUGAAAGUGGCAAGAAGAUUUGUUUUAAAUACGCUAAGAUUGGUUGGGCUAUCUCAAUGUACUGGUGGACGAACAAGGAAAAAUAUUUUGAGAAGAGUUGUGCCACUUUGGGUCUUAUCUCAAUAUUACAAUUUUUUUUAUUGGCAUUUAAAAGCCUUGCCUGUUUGAACAAUGGAAACCGCUAUUAAAUUUAUGGUAAAUAAUUAUUUUUAAAGGUCAAGCUUCAUGUUGAAUACAUUCAGGUAGAGCAUUUAAGUCUGUUAACAAUGAUUGAGUAUCAGCUGAAUGCCUUUUAAUGUUGUUGAAAUGAGUCUGUAAUCUUACCUCAGUUAGUAAAAACAAGCCUCAAACUUUUGUUUGGACUCUUUGUCUUAACUAGAUUACCGUCCUGUGUUUUGGUGAUGCAAUCCAUGUGUUUUUUUUCUUCUUCCUGGUGUUAAUUUACUCUAUUCCAUAUUAUUCAAAUGCAUGCUUGUUUUACUUAUAGGAAAACUGUAGACGGUGUGGUCAUUUUGAAAGUCAGCAUUUUAAAUUAGAAAUAAAAGAGUAAAGGGCUUAGGUUUUAUUUUAUUUUUACCUCUUAGAAGACAACACUCUCCAGGGUUUUGAUCCUGUUUGUAAAUUUAUUAUUAAUAUUAUUAUUACUAUUAUUAUUAUUAUUUGCAUGGUUAAAUGAGAGGUUUUCUUAUAACUAUGUGGGCUACUGUACAAGACAGCCAAUGGAGUGGACAAGGGUAUGGAGUUAUUUUUGUAGCCUGGAGCAACUCAAUGCAGGGCAGUAACGCAGUGGCAUUUUUUGCAGAAGUGGGUUGAGGAUCCUGUGUUUUGACCAGUGUGGAAUCAAGAAGAAAGCAGAAAGGCAGCAAAUGAAAAUUUAACACCUUAUAUUUGUUUGUUAAGGAAGGAGAAUGUGUUUUACUUAUAAAUUUAGAAAAGUAAUCAAUUCAGAAUCAGGUUUUUAAAGUAUACUAAGCCAUGGCAUCCUGUAUAAACACCUUUUCACAGUCCAACCCUGAUAAGUUAUUGAUUAAACUAGUUUUAUAACUGACAUUUAAAUAAUACAUGUGUAUUUAAAAAUCAAAAAAUAUGGCUUUUGAAAACAUUUAUAAAUUUAAGCAUGUUAGUUCCAUUUAUAAUAUAAAUAUGUAUGAUUUAUAAGCUUUUUUAAAAAUAAAGCUUCAAUCAAGAAUUGUUGGUAUUUUUCUAAAAUGUGCACAGCUGUAUUUUACAUAAAAGGCUAUUUAUAGUUGGUUGUAUACUGUACACUACAUUUUGGACAGCUCAUAAGUCUGCCAAUUGUACUUAAUUAUAUGUCACUUUGUCUAUUUAAAAUUUCUUGCUGUGAACAAACUCUUUAUCUAUGAGCUUCUUUAUUUAUAUUUCUGGAACUCAAAAUAGAUAAUGUACAGUUUUCA
Messenger RNA from Pogona vitticeps (central bearded dragon), 4266 nucleotides. It is a transcript of the gene JPH1, whose product is annotated as junctophilin 1. Lineage: Eukaryota; Metazoa; Chordata; Lepidosauria; Squamata; Agamidae. The record is from RefSeq and is a predicted model, not a curated record. Gene Ontology annotation, cellular component: junctional membrane complex; sarcoplasmic reticulum; plasma membrane.